Messenger RNA from Branchiostoma floridae (Florida lancelet), 3257 nucleotides. RefSeq lists its product as uncharacterized. The transcript has 8 exons. Bases 1449 to 2894 code for a protein of 481 amino acids. NCBI's taxonomy places the organism in Eukaryota, Metazoa, Chordata, Leptocardii, Amphioxiformes, Branchiostomatidae. The record is from RefSeq and is a predicted model, not a curated record.
UGCAGAUAUUGCUCCUCACAAUCUUGACUUUAUCCGUUCGCAAGUCGCAAGCCGUCAAGACGAUUUUUGAAGAGAAGCGGGACCCGACUGAAGCUAGCGUGAUUUGCUCUUCGCCAAAGGAGGCAGGCUUCAACAGCGCUGCAUUUCGCCUGAAGAGGAAGAUGGAGCGACUAUCAAUGACGUCCCUUGCCAACAUCAAACAAGCAGGAAUGAGGCAGCGCAGGGACAGGAGAUUUGGGGACACCUUUUGGGCCAUCGUGUGUUUCUGCUGUUUCCUUCUGCUCGUCCUCAGCAUUGCCAACGAGCACCACAGCACCGCAGAGGGUUUCCGUCAGACACAGGGCACAGUCAGCACCUUUCUGCAGUCUGUGGACGAGGUAAAUGAUGCUCUCACUUUCUGGUCCUGGCUGGAAGAGACCGCUCUGCAGAGCUUCUACCCGGAGACUUCCUACAAUGGUGACAAGCCACGCUGGGAGGACCAGGUCUUCACAGCUGACAGGCAGACAGUCCUGGUCUACCCACCUAGCCUGAUUCAAGCCCGAGUAAAGCCAGGCCUGUGCACGGUGCCUGUGACAAAUGCAGCACUUGUAUGACGAAUGUUCGACAGCGUAUGAUGAAUACGCCAAGGAGACAGGGGCGUUUGAGAAGGGAUGGGGAAGGGUCAGGAAUACGUCAGCAAUUGAAGCAGCAGCCCCUGGAUGGACCUACCUCCCCAGUGGCUACCCCAGCCUCCCCAUCUACGGUGUGACGACGCACUACUGGGGAGACGGCUUCGGUCUCCACCUGGGAAAAUUUGCAGACGAGAUGCGCAGCAUCCUAGCAGACCUGAAGGCCAACCGUUGGAUCGACAAGCGCACGAGGGUCAUCUUCUUGGAAGCGAUCCUCUACAACAAAAACACAGAUCUUUUCACAUCGUUGACGGUGGUGUUCGAAUUCUCCGAGACGGCCGGAGUUUUCUCUCGUCACCACGUGCAGACAUUUCGACUUCAUCAACGGCCGGGGACAAUCGGAUACAUCUACGUCCUGUUGGAAAUCAUUUACGUCAUCGUUCUCCUCUACUCAUUGUGGAGGGAAGCGAAAACUGUACGCGCAGCCGGCUUGGCCUACCUGACGGGACCAUGGAAUAUUGUCGAAAUCUUCAAUUUCUUCUUGGCAUUCACUGUCAUUACCUUGUAUAGCUUUAAGAGAAUCUACAGCUCGAAAGUCCUGGUGGAGACCAAUGGAGGGAAAGUCCACCACUUCCGAACUGCGGUGAACAUAAGCCAGGUUUACGGUUGGUUCCUGGCCUUCCUGACGUUUGUCAACAUGAUGAAGUUCCUCCAACUGCUGAAGUUCAACCCGUACCUCGCUAAGCUGAUGUCCGUGUUACGGGGGAUGGCGGAAGAGUCUUCUCCUUCAUCUUCCACUUUUUCUUCUGGAUAUCAGCUUUCGGAGUCUACGGAUAUCUCAUGUUCGGCCUUAUUGUGACAGAAUACAGCUCCAUCAGCAAGUCCUUCUCCACAUUGUUCCAGAUGUCUCUGGGACACGUCUAUUACUACCAGCUGCGGGAGGCAUCCCCCAUCCUCGGCCCCAUCUACUUUCUCGCUUUCAUUUGCAUAAUAUUCCUGGUGUUGAUGAACAUCGCCAUGGCGAUCAUCGACACCGCACUCCCCGAUGUGUGGAACCACGUCAUGCCUGAAGAGGACCGGUACUUCAUCCAGGGGUUGUGGGAACGCUUCACGACUUUCUUCGGCUUCUGGGAAGUACCAGACACAGGAGACGACUCCAUGGGCACUCUUCAUGACAGUCUGGUCGAGGUGGAGAUUAAAGUGGAGAAACUGUGGCUAAAGAGACAGUCACUGUUCAACCUCAAGAUGGUUGAUGCGGACCUCCCGACAGAGCCUGAGUUUGUGCCGACUGUCAAAGAGGUCCCCAAUGCUGCAGCAGUGGAACGUCAUGUUCGCCGCCGUGCCAUCCAAGUCCGCCAUGCCUCCCCUAACAUCUGCACAGACAGCGGCAGUCCAGCGAUCCGCUCUGAGAACAAGGUGCCAGUGGUGCUAGCAACCAGGUGCUCUUCAACAGAGGAGGACACUCGGGAAAGCCAAUUAGCCAUCAAAAUGACGUCAAUCGUACCCAAUGAGGUAAAAGAUGACAAGAAGUCAAGUAAGGUUCUUGUUCCUCACACUGAGGCGGAGUGGCCAAUUGCCAAGUUGCGCACUCGUGACAAGGUGGCUCUGAUGUUCGGCGAGAUGCUGACAGACGACCACAUCCAGGCUGCCCAGAUGCUGCUUUGCCGCCAGUACCCGGUACUCCAAGGGCUGGAGGCGCCUGCCGUUGGUCUCUGUGAUGACGGAUUCGCCAAGAUGACAGGAAGGGGGCUACAAAUCCACCAUAACAGCAGUCAGCACUGGGUGCUGUCGUCUUACACAGCUGGACAGGUGCGCCUAUAUGACAGCCUCGGCGUCACCAUCACCCCAUCUCUGCAGAAACAGCUUUACCAGUGCUACGCCGCGUUUGCUGACCAAGCCUCGAACGUCCUGACCGUCAUCGUACCGGACGUGCAGCGUCAGGAGAACGUCUUUGAUUGUGGGCUGUUCGCCAUCGCCUGGGCAGUGGACAUCGCAGAGGGGCAAGACGUGAGCAGGGUUUUGUAUGACGACAGGAAGUUGAGAAGCCAUUUGGUGAUGUGCUUCGGACAAGGAAAACUCACACCGUUUCCACGACUGACCACUCGGAGGAAGCAGGAAGGUCCGUCCAAGGCUCACAGAAUCUGGCUGGUGUGCCACUGUGAGCAGGGAGAGCGUCUGGGAAGGAUGGAAAGGUGCAACAGAUGCCGGAGGAUCUUUCACGUCAGCUGCCUGCUAGUCAGUCCACCCAGGGAUUGCACGUUGACAUGUGGCGACUGUGCUGUGUAAAAUAAAACUGUCUUUACUGCAGUAUUAAAACAACGGUACUGAUUGACAUUCAAAGCCAAGGAUAUAUACUUUGUUAUCCUGAAGGAAGGAGAGAAACAGGAGCAUUGAAGUGUGAAAACAUGUCGUUGUCAUCUCUGGAAAAAGCUGGAGAAAACAUUCCCAUUUAACUCAUUCUUGUUACAUGUUAAAAAUGUCAUGAUCGGAAAGAAAAUAACAGUUAAACGCUGGUUGCAUUUUUAGGGCAAGUAACAUGUUAGCUAUAUUGUCUGAAUUUUUGACGAAUGUUAUCAUAAUAAAAGUUUGUAAUUACAAAUAAGAAGCAAUUUGGGGAAGUUAGACAAUAUAUUAGACAGCCUUAGAACA